Molecule: messenger RNA, 7497 nt
Organism: Orcinus orca (killer whale)
Lineage: Eukaryota; Metazoa; Chordata; Mammalia; Artiodactyla; Delphinidae
Gene: HOXC12
Product: homeobox C12
Exons: 2
Coding region: 2091-2930 (279 amino acids)
Biological process (GO): regulation of DNA-templated transcription
Molecular function (GO): DNA-binding transcription factor activity, RNA polymerase II-specific; sequence-specific double-stranded DNA binding
Source: RefSeq, a predicted model, not a curated record
AUCUUUAUGACCAAAAAUAACCCCCAAAUAAAUUUUUAAAAUUAAAUAUUCAGUAACGCUCAUUAAUGCAUCUUGAAAAGAGGCAUAAAUAAGAUGUUGGAGAUGCUGUGACAUGGAUUUUGCAGCCGAGGGAUGCUCUGUGCAGCCGCGCAGCCCCUUAAUCAAUUAAGCACGAAAAGGCCAAUUCAGGCUCUCUCCUGCCCGCUCCUCGGCGCCCCGGCUCUCGUGGUUCUGACUGAAGGUGACUGCGCCGGGGCUGGGAUCCCACCGCUUGGCUUCAGUUCUGGCAAGUGGGCCCGGCGCGGGGCGGGCUCCUGGCGGGGGGGGGGCGGGAGGGACCUUGGACGGCCAGGGCAGGGAAGGGGAAGAGGGGCGAGGGGCGGGUGCCGAGCUGCGAGCUGUGCCGGGCUGGGCGAAGCCCGCGCGGACACAUUUCUGUCCCAGCUAUGGUUUGGGAUAUGAAAUCGCCCAGGGAGCUGUGGAAUUCGAAGAAUCUGCGUUUCUCUCUGCCAUGUCCUGCAGAAGAGAGAAAAAGAGGGAGAUGAGAAUCUUCUGCUUCGCUCUGCUUUUGUAGCUUCCGCUCGUUCUCAGAUAUUUAACUUUCACCCACAUGGAUUUCUUUCUCCCAGAUUCUCUCAGACUCACGUCUCCCUCAUUUUCUCCAAAUCUUCUGGUGUUCUGUCAUAUUUAGACUUUUGCUGAACUAUUGAUCUCACCUGGUAUUACUUAAAGCCAUGCUUUUGCUGGAGCCCGAAGUAAUCGCAUAGAAAUCUGAGUAUUGUGUCUACUGGACUCCAAUAGAAUACACCUAGUUUUGAGGGUUUGUUUCCUUUUUCAUUUUAAUCUGUUUGGCUGUGUCUGUGGACUUGGUUGAGACCGGAUUGUGGUUUCCAGAUGUCGAUUAAUUUCGCCUAUGGCCAGCGUUGGGUCCUCAGCCUUCUGUGGAAGGAGCUACUGAGGUUAGCACUAUAAAAAUAAUUUUAAACCCCUAACAAGAUAAUUCUCUGGCAUUCUUUCCCUUAGUCCCAGCACACCUAUUGGGCUGGGCACAGUUAUCUGAUGGUCCCAGUGGUAUGCUAGGCUGGUUCUGGGGUGUGAGUGUCUCCUCCACAGUGGGAAUCAGGAGCCUCUUGGGCCAGCCAAGCCCUGCUGGGAGCCCAGAGCCUCUUGCUGCAAAGUCUCCAAGAGACGCCCCCAGAAGCCCCCCUGACCCACAGAAGUCAUGGGGAAGAGUAGUUCAGCCCCCAGAUUUUCAGGAGCAGGCAGGCAAGUCCUCAUGGAGCUGGGCGCUUCCUUUUUCUGCUGCUUCUGCCUCUCUUCUGCAUCUCUCCUCUGACGGUGAGUGAAGGUGUGUGGCUGGGUGGCUCCCAGCUGGAGAAUGGGGAAGACCCAGCAUUAGUAAUCCUCCCUGAGCCCUUCCUGGAGGAGACACCCCAGGUGUCUCCCUAAAUUCUUGGGGAGAAAGAGCUGAGGAAAAGGAGCACAGCAGCGGCAGGGCUGGGAGAGACAGCGACAGGGAAACCUGUCUUUACCCCCACUUCUCCUCUACUGUAAAUAAACCCCGAGCCAAAGGGCUCAUCCGUCUCCUUAAACAGCCAGUAAACUUUAUAUGACACAAUAUCUAAUAGUAAUUUAUUGGGGAGAUAUUGUAAAUUCCAACGGUUUUAGUUAAUAAAGGAGCUAAUUAAAGAGGGACGGGCUGGGCUCGGCCAGCUGUUGGUGAGAAGAUAAUACAUCUGGGGGGGUAGUGCAGGGUGCAGAAGCGUGUAUGUGCGGGUAUUUUUGGUGUGGCUUUUUCCCUCUUGCCCCGUGUCGGGCGAUUGCCUCGAUCUCUGCGUUAGGUUUUAUAUGAUUUUUUAAAAACCAGAAGCCAGAGAAUAAAUCUGCCCCCGCGGUUCGUUCCCUCCCCCCCCCAUUGGGGAAGGGGGAAGUUGGAGUUGGUGCGGGGUGGGGGGAUUCUCUGUCCCCACCCAUCCCCCUGGCGGCGGCGCCCACGUGAGCUGGACGGCCAAUGGGUGGCCGGUGCAGGUUUAACUAUGUUUAAUGUCAGAUAGCAAUAAAGUAGAAGCUGCCGGUCGGGCCCCGCGGAAAUGGGCGAGCAUAAUCUCCUGAAUCCCGGGUUUGUGGGGCCGCUGGUGAACAUCCACACGGGAGACACCUUCUACUUCCCCAACUUCCGUGCGUCCGGGGCGCAGCUGCCCGGGCUGCCUUCGCUGUCCUACCCGCGCCGCGACAACGUGUGCUCGCUGCCCUGGCCGUCAGCGGAGCCGUGCAAUGGCUAUCCGCAGCCCUAUCUCGGCAGCCCGGUGUCGCUCAACCCGCCCUUCGGCCGCACGUGCGAGCUGGCGCGCGUGGAGGACAGCAAGGGUUAUUACCGCGAGCCGUGCGCCGAGGGCGGCGGCGGGGGCCUGAAGCGUGAGGAGCGCGGGCGCGACCCCGGCCCAGGAGUCGGGCCCGGGGCAGCGCUGCUGCAGCUGGAGCCGUCGGGGCCGCCUGCUCUCGGUUUCAAGUACGACUACGCGGCAGGCGGCGAGGGUGGCGCGGGACCCCCGCACGACCCGCCCUCGUGCCAGUCGCUGGAAUCCGACUCCAGUUCGUCCCUGCUUAACGAGGGCAACAAGGGCGCCGGCGCGGGCGACCCCGGCAGCUUGGUAUCGCCUUUAAACCCCGGCGGCGGCCUCGCGGCCAGCGGCGCGCCCUGGUACCCGAUCCACAGCCGCUCACGGAAGAAGCGCAAACCCUAUUCGAAGUUGCAGCUGGCGGAGCUGGAGGGCGAGUUUCUGGUGAACGAGUUCAUCACAAGGCAGCGCCGGAGGGAACUCUCAGACCGCUUGAAUCUUAGUGACCAGCAGGUCAAGAUCUGGUUUCAGAACCGCAGAAUGAAAAAGAAAAGACUUCUGUUGAGGGAGCAAGCUCUCUCCUUCUUUUAGGGGGCAAGACACGGGCGCCAGCCCCAGACUGAGCCUGUCUCUGGCAGAGAGCAAAGAGGGGGCACUGCCUGGGACACAGUCCCCGCUUAGAACGCCAGGCGUCUCUGGCAGGUCCUCCUGGGAUGUCCUCUUGUCUGUUUUGUUCGUGGUUCCCUCCCACACACCCCCCAGCAGACCCUGCCAGGUCCCAGAGAGAAGGGAAGAACCCAGCCAGGGAGAGGAAGCCCACAGCUGCAGGCAGGGGGUAGGGGCAGGGAAGGCUGAGGCGCUGGGGAGGGGCUAGUUUGACAUGGGACCGGGGCGUUGGGCCUCCGUCUGAAGAUCUGGAGGAAAGGUGACUCAGGCGUCCCCUCCCACCACUUUCCUUCCGUGGUCUUAGGUCUGUCUGCCUGCAGGAGUAGGCGAGGGUGGGGACAGUGGGACUAAGGCUCUCAGAACUUGCAGUUAUUGGGGUUAGGAGAGGCUGCGAGGAGGGAGCAAGAGUGGAGGAUGGGCAGAGAGCAGGGAAGGGGUCAGGGUAGCUCUGGGAGGGCAGAAGGAAGUGGGGGGACCUAGGAGGAAGUGUGGUUUGGGAGAACAGAAUGAUCGGCAAUGUCCAGGUCCGCUGGGGUCUGGGUCCUCCAGGCCUGGACACAGAGCAGGCCCAGGCAUAAGCAUUUGGCAGACCCGGCUGUGGACAAGGUGAUGAUCAGGCUUUUGUCCCCUCUAGGGCAGGCCACCCGAACCGUCUCCUGGUCCCCAGCCCUCUCCCGAGCCCCCUGCGCCCAUUCGCUCACAGGUGUGCUGCCAUCCACUCUUCCUGCCGCUGAGGCGGCUGCGGACCGGAAGCCGCAAGCGGGGAAUUGAGAGCUGAGCGGACGCAGCCUCGGGUUCAGUAGCCACCCCAGGGACCCCCACCUGGCCCUCCGGGAAGCCCAGGAAGCUGUAAAAGGAGCUGCGAAGCGCGGCAUUGAUUGGCCGAGAGAGUUUCUGGCAGCCGCUGCAGAUUCUCGCUUCGCCGCUGGCGUUCACGGUCACGGCCGGCCGGAGGCUGGACCGGCGUAAUUUACGAGGCGGGAAGAGAAUCCGCCCCUAAAAGGGGCUACCGGCCGCGGAGGCCCCCGCUCAGCCCGGGUUUCCCAGGCUGGUGACAAUGAAGGAGGGGGCACUGCAGCCCCCCACCCAACUCCUUUCUCUCUUUUACCCACCCCUACUCCACCUGCUCCCCAACGGCGCCCUUUGUCUCAGGAUCCGCUGUCUCCGCCCCCAGGCCAGGGAGCCGCAGAUUAGGAGGACCAGAGCAGAGGGAAGGGCACAUCCCCAAAACCCACUGGAGGCCAGAAAGUGGCUUCUCCAGCCGAGGGCCUUUUAUUCAUAGCCCCCUUCAGGCCCCAGCCCCAGCCCAGUAGAUCCCAGGCUGGCUUCCGAAAGAGAAGCUGUGAAGGAGCCCCCCUGCCUUCUUGCACUCUGUUUUGAUUCCCCUUGGUGAGAGUCCCCCAACCUCCCACCUGCUGACCCACCCUUGCUAGGAUCAAGAGGGCGAGAAGCAGGGGAAUGAUGGGAGUUAAGCCCAGCCUGGACAGUGUGAAACUGGCCCGCCAGCUUGGAGUUCUUCCCACCUGGGGAAAGUCUCUCCUUCCACACCCUGGAAAGGCAAUCCACUCUCCCACCAGAUUCAAGUCCCUGUGAAAGACUGUGCAGAGGCAUGGGCAAACAUAUAGGCACAGCUGCCCAGUACAGCACUUGGCCCACACCACUCUCCUGACUGUACUUGCAAAGAGGCAGCCUCAUAUCCCCAAAUACAGCCCUGCAGAGUAGCCGUACAAUCACAUACCCUCAUCCCGCACUGGGCACCUGACACACUUCCCCACCCACAUUAACCUAUGUACACGUUUGCAGAAAUCACCACCGUUCCAGCUGUCUGCACACUCCCCUGUGGGCUGGCGCUGGGUAUGAGGCACUCCCCUCUUUGCCUGGUCACCCAUGUACCCCUUCAUACAGCCCCUCCUGUGACCUCUUGGUCUCUGGGGUGCUGGAUUUGAGUUUCACCACUCCAGCCUGACUCUCCCAGCUUAAUAAAGGAGACCAAAACACUCCAAACGGGGUGGGGGGACAAAGAUAUGCAAUAUUCUCUUCCUGUCGCUUUAAACUUGAUUUCUGUGAGCUUCUCUGUCAAUCUGUGUCCUGUUCUCUGUGUCUGUUGCUAGUACCUAGUGUGAUCCCUGUGGGUAGAUGCCCUCCUUUCCUCCCUCCCCGGUUCUCUGUAGUGUGCCCUCCUAUGCAAACGUCUGUCUCUAGCACGUUUUCCCUUUAUAUAGUCCUUGUACAGAGUUGCUUCAUCAUAUUAAUAUUAAUAAUAAUAAUUAAAACAUGAUGGUAUGAUGAUGUGAUUUUUUUGAGAGAAAAAUUUUAAACUGGCUCCAUACACACCGUCUCCUAUGCCCAGAAAGAAUGGGAUCCCCAACCUCCUAGCUGUUCCCCCACUUUACUUUUUCCAGCCCAGGUGAAUAAUAAAAAUAGUAAACGUAUAAUAAUAAAGGAAGAGCGGUUGCAGGGGCAACAAAAAUAUACAAGCAACCAAGAUCUGUUGAUGAGCUGCCAUCUCCAGUCCCAAGCAAUUACUAGCAGAGAGAAAAUUGGGGGAUGGUAGAUUAGCAGGGAGGAGAGGGAUAUCUGAGGAGUCGUGGGGUUGUAAAAAUAAUGUGGACAGCCCGGAGGAGGCUGAAACUACCUUCAGCACCACAAAAAGGAAGUCUGAGCUGCAAGAUCUCCAAGAAGUGAAGCCAGGGUAGGGGCAAGAGCUGGUUGGAGCUGGGAUGGUGAGAGUGCCAUGGGGUAGGGGCAGGGGUUGGUGGGUCCACACUUCACCCUGAUGGUUCUAACCCUGUGGCUUCACUCUGAAAGCACAUUUUGUGCACUGCAAGAUGACUGGAGAGUGUACUAAAGACCCCUUGAAGCUGGUGAAAUAGGCUCCGCCUCUGUCAGCUGCGGCCCCUCCAGGCCGUGACAGAGAGAGGCCCAGGUCCAGGCCAGAGUCUAGUCUCAGCUGAGCCCAGGAGUCCUCUGCACCUCCACCUCACUCCUUCCUUAUGGAUGGGAUGCCCUCCCUCUGCCUCCACCCGUGAGCCUCUGAUCCCUGAGUUUCCCUUUCUCACAGCCAGGCUCCAAUCACGAAGUCUCCUCCAAAUUCCCCCUCCACCCUCCUGGGCCUGCUCCAGAAUAACAAGAGCCCCCCUCUGAGCCCAGCCUCCCGAGCCACGCCUCCUGCCCUGAAAUCUUUCUUUCUCUUUCUCCCCUCCUUUCUUUACUCCUGCAACUAGGAAAAGUAGCAGAUUUAGACCAAAUCCCAUCCUCCCUUUGCCCCAAUCCCCUGCUGAGUGUGCAUCUGAAGGAUUCGGGCAGGAAGGAGAUCCCAAGCUUUAGGAGUACUCCUAUAAAGGGCCCACAGAGUUCGGGGUAGGCUGGGGACUGGAUAGCUUCUGGCAGCCUUGAGCUGGUGGUGUAGGGGAGGGACUGAGUGGCUACCCUUGAGUCUGAAUAAAGGUUGGGGGAGGUCUGAAUCCCAGUGAAUCCAGGCAAGAGACUACCCUCUUCUUAAGCCACAUCUAUACAGGAAGAGUUAACAGUGAAGGCAUUUCUGGCUAAAUAGGAAAGAGGGAAUUUAGAGAGGUCAGGAAUAACUGGCCUUUAAUUUAUUCCCUUGGUUUAUUCCCAGAGACACUGCAGAUCUGAGAGAGAAGGUUCCUUGUUGGGUUUUGUCUAUGCAGGCCCUGAGACUCAAUAACUGGGGAAGCUGUCAGAGAAGGAAAAACACUAUAACCUCCUCCCAACGGCUGAAUAACAAGUCCUUGGGUCUCCUGGCCAAAGAGAAGGUCAUGGCUGCAGCCACAACCCAAAUACCCAGGACCUGGCUGAGCUCUGGAUCUGGGCAAAGAUUGCAUCUAUUUUGCAAGUAUUUGUCUGGCUUAAGUCCUCAAACUACAAUUUACUCCACUGAUUUAAGACAAGGCACCCUGUGUCUCUAAUUGGGUCUUGAGGAACAAGAAAAGGAGAGAGUUAUCUGGAUAAUCCAGGUAGAAAAAUAAUUUCACUGUUGUGUAUGUGUAAGCUUAUGCCAUUCAAAUGAGUUGUGUAUUUGGCCCUGAUUAUCACCCAGUUCUACUCCAGUCUGAGCUGCGUACACGCAGCUAGGGUAUUUAAAGCCACUAUCGAGCGGGCGGGAGAUGGGCCCGGCAGCCCGGGCUCUGUGGAUGCUAAUGCAGCCGGAAACCCGGCGCGAUCGAUGGCUCAGACCCAGAGCGGUGCAGGGACCGCCGGCCCCGAUCUUCGAAAAAUCAAACCCCCGGGACCUUGGGUUCCGGACCGGCCGGAGCUCCCGCCCAUCCUCCCCGCCAUUACCAGGAAAGUAGGAGCGGUUUUUAGGCCCCCGACCCGUGGGGGAAACGCACCCCGGAGCCCCCAACCCUCUCUGCGCGGCAGGCACAGGGAGGCGCCGAAGGUCUCGGUGUAAUUUAGCGCGAGGUGGGCUGCAGGCCUGGGAUCCCGCAGCCGCGUAUAAGCCGAGCGUUAGGCUCGAGCGGCCGCCCUU